UCCGGUUUAAUCUCCGGCUCCGCCGGGAUUAGGACCGCGGGAUAGUCUCUAAUCCGCGGCGGGGCUGGCCACCGGGGGCUGCUCGCCCCAGCCGACAGCAGAGGUACCUUCGGAGAGGGGUGCAGUGCCAACAACAUCCCCAGGAGACGUAGGACCUGUAGGACAUCCUUCCCAGAGCUGGACUGCUGUUGCCCCCCUCUUGCAGAGCCCAAGGAGAACCCACAGUGAGCCCAGACACCUCUCACCAUGGACGUGCCCCUCCAGACCGAGAUGGUGGAGCUCGUGCCCAAUGGGAAGCACGCGACCACGCUUACCACCUCUGCCGUCCCCUCACUGGCAGGUGACAGGUUUGAGGAGAACCAGUCUGGCACAGCAGAGAUGGAGGAGUUCCUGCCCCAUGGCGCUGAGAAGAAGCAGACACACUUCACUGAUUUUGAAGGGAAGACAUCUUUUGGGAUGUCCGUCUUCAACCUGAGCAACGCAAUCAUGGGCAGCGGCAUCCUGGGGCUGGCCUACGCCAUGGCCAACACCGGCAUCAUCCUCUUCCUCUUCCUCCUGACGGCGGUGGCCCUGCUCUCCAGCUAUUCCAUCCACCUGCUGCUGAAGUCCUCUGGCAUUGUGGGAAUCCGCGCCUAUGAGCAGCUGGGCUACCGAGCCUUUGGCACGCCAGGGAAGUUGGCUGCAGCCAUUGCCAUCACGCUGCAGAACAUUGGAGCCAUGUCCAGCUACCUGUACAUCGUCAAAUCUGAAGUGCCUCUGGUCAUCCAAACCUUCCUCAACCUGGAGGAGAAGACCACGGACUGGUACAUGAAUGGGAACUACCUGGUGAUCCUGGUUUCUGUCACCAUUAUCCUGCCCCUGGCUCUCAUGAAGCAGCUGGGCUACCUCGGCUAUGCCAGCGGCUUCUCCCUCAGCUGUAUGGUCUUCUUCCUCAUCUCGGUCAUCUACAAGAAGUUCCAGGUGCCCUGCCCACUCCCCGAGCAGGAGGGAAACCUCACAGGCAGCCUCAAUAUCACUCCUGUCAGCACCAGUGACUACCAGAAUGGCUACACUGUCCUCCAGGCACCCGAUCAGGACACCUGCACCCCCGGCUUCUUCACCCUGAACUCCCAGACGGCGUACACCAUCCCCAUCAUGGCCUUUGCCUUCGUCUGCCACCCUGAGGUUCUGCCCAUCUACACUGAGCUGAAGGACCCCUCCAAGAAGAAGAUGCAGUGCAUCUCCAACAUCUCCAUCAUGGUCAUGUACCUCAUGUACUUCUUGGCUGCCCUCUUCGGCUACCUCACGUUCUACGGUCGCGUGGAGUCAGAGCUGCUGCACACCUACAACAAGGUGGACCCCUUCGAUGUGCUCAUCCUGUGCGUGCGGGUGGCAGUACUGACAGCUGUCACUCUCACUGUCCCCAUUGUCCUCUUCCCGGUGCGCCGGGCCAUCCAGCAGAUGCUGUUCCAAGGGAAGGACUUCAGCUGGAUCCGCCACAUCACCAUCGCCGUGGUCCUGCUGACCUUCAUCAACCUCUUGGUCAUCUUUGCUCCAUCCAUCCUUGGCAUCUUUGGCAUGAUUGGUGCCACCUCUGCUCCCUGUCUCAUCUUCAUCUUCCCUGCCAUCUUCUACAUCCGCAUCAUGCCCAAGGACAAGGAGCCGCUGCGUUCACCCCCAAAAAUCUUGGCUGCUUGCUUCGCCCUCCUCGGGGUGCUCUUCAUGAUCAUGAGCUUGAGCUUCAUCAUCAUCGACUGGGCCACAGGCGGGGGGAAGAGCGGUGGCAGCCACUAGCUGGCACUGAGUGCCCACGCCAACCUUGCCCCUGCCCACUGGUGCCCCAGGGAGACCUGACCCCGGGCUCAGCCCCUGUGCCACAGCCCCACCAGGCUUCCCUGGGGUCCCUCUGGUGUCACUGCCCAUCACCCAUGGUGGUGGUGGGGGGGGCAUGAGCCAUGGCAGGCGUGGGGACCCCCCGACCUGUGCCCAGGAUGGGGCAGCGAGCCUGGGGCAGGUGCUGUGCCCCCAACCCUG
Molecule: messenger RNA, 2013 nt
Organism: Apus apus (common swift)
Lineage: Eukaryota; Metazoa; Chordata; Aves; Apodiformes; Apodidae
Gene: SLC38A3
Product: solute carrier family 38 member 3
Exons: 16
Coding region: 247-1773 (508 amino acids)
Biological process (GO): L-glutamine transport; histidine transport; asparagine transport
Molecular function (GO): L-glutamine transmembrane transporter activity; L-histidine transmembrane transporter activity; L-asparagine transmembrane transporter activity
Source: RefSeq, a predicted model, not a curated record